Molecule: messenger RNA, 2748 nt
Organism: Oldenlandia corymbosa var. corymbosa
Lineage: Eukaryota; Viridiplantae; Streptophyta; Magnoliopsida; Gentianales; Rubiaceae
Source: the annotation of a GenBank genome assembly
CCAUGUCCUAAAUCCGCAGAACCGUUCGGCUUCUCUCCUCUGUGCUGCGAACUGAAACUCGGAAAACUCUUCGGUCUCUCUUUGUUGCGCUCAGUCGCCGCCGUCCGCGGUGGCUUUGGGUGUUACUUUCAGGUCGGGACUGUUUGGAAUCAGGUUCUGCUCUCCGUCCUUGAUUUUUCGGGUGUCUUCUUGAUCACGGAGGGAAAAUGUGCUGAUUUCUUAACGCAAAAAAUCGACAACGGAAACUGUGUGUCUCUUUUGGUUUCGUAUUUCAAGAUGAGUUUAACCGCAGAUUCCCCAGUGAAUUCUUCAAGCACUGGCAGCGAUGAUUUUGCUGCGUUUCUUGAUGGAGAGUUGGAAUCUGCCUCCGAUGUCUCACAAAAUUUUGGAGAGGAGGAGGAAAUAGAAGAAGAUGUAGAAAAAGUAGAAAAAGAAGAUGAUGCAGAAGACGAUGAUGAUGACGACGACGACGAUGAUGAUGACGACGACGACGACGAAUCAAUGGAGGGAAAAGAAAGAAAAAGAGAAGAAGACGAUAAUGCUGAGGACUAUGCCUUGGACCUUGAAGGGAGUAAAAGACAGAAGGUUGAUAUCAUCAAAAGCUCAUUAGAUCUACAAUCUUCCUCAUCUGUAAGGGUAGAGAGCUCAGGUGCAUCUGUAGAAACAGUUACUUGUACUCAUCCAGGUGUGAUUGGAGGUUUAUGCAUCAGAUGUGGUGAAAGGAUGGAUGAUGAAUCUGGUGUUGCACUUGGAUACAUACAUAAGAAAUUAAGGCUUUCCAACGAGGAGCUUGUUCGAUUACGUGACAAAGACUUGAAAAGUCUGCUUCGCCAUAAAAAGCUAUACUUGGUUCUUGAUUUGGAUCACACACUGCUCAAUUCAAGUCUGCUUGAUGACAUUGCUGGUGAUGAAGAAUACUUGAAGGGCCCUAGCACUGAUCUACCUGAUUCUGUGAAGAGCAGCAUGUAUAGACUAGAGUCCAUGCGAAUGAUGACUAAGUUAAGACCUUUUGUCCACACAUUCCUGAAAGAAGCAAGCAAAAUGUUUGAAAUGUACAUAUACACAAUGGGUGAUCGAAAUUAUGCAUUGGAAAUGGCGAAGUUGCUGGACCCUGAAGAUGUGUACUUCAAUUCAAGAGUGAUUGCGAAUGUGAAUAGCACAGUGAGGUAUCAGAAGGGCCUUGAUGUUGUUUUGGGGAAAGAAAGUGCAGUAUUAAUACUUGAUGACACGGAAAAGGUAUGGGAAGCUCACCCUGAAAAUCUGAUAUUGAUGGAAAGAUAUCAUUUCUUCGCGUCAAGUGUUCGGCAAUUUCACCAUCCUUCUCAAUCACUUUCUCAAUUAAGAACUGAUGAAAAUGAGGCCGAUGGAGCUCUGGCAACAGUUCUGAGAGUUCUUGAGAAGAUUCAUACUGCAUUUUAUGAUACCGAACAUGUUGAGAGUCUCUUGAACCGAGAUGUGAGGCAGGUAAUAUUUUGAGCACCAAAAUUACUUCUUACAGAUACCUAUCCUGCUCUUCAAAUUUGUUUGACCAGAUCUUUUAAGAAUUCAUAUGUCUUGAAUCUCUUCCUGUCUUCUCUUCACUUUUAGCUUGAGUUGUGUCUCUUUGAGCAAUUAAUUUACAGAUGCCUGUAUUGUGUAUUGUGGUCUACCUCAAGGUUUGGUAGACUGGUGAGAUUUAGUUGUUAUCAGACAUCAUGGCAUAUUGUAGUUCACUGUGAAUUAUAUGACCGUGCAUAAUGCAAUAGAUUAUCUAUCAUUCAAAUUGAUGCUGAAUGAACAUAUUCUAGUGUUGGAAAGAGAAACGGUGUGAUAUUUAAAAAAUAAAAAAGAAAAAAAGAAAGAAAGAAAAAUAAUCUGUUAAGCCAGGUUGGGAUUUUGGUACCAAGCUGACAUUUGUUGCAGUAUAGUAUUCUGUUUGGAAACUAAGUCUUUCGGUUCAGUGGUAUUGGUUUUCUCACUUUUAUUGUUAAAGAGCUUCUCCACACCUUAGUUUUUGCUAAAUGCUUGUUUUUUUUGAUCAUCAUACCAGCUGUUGCAAAAUGUCAGAAAUGAAGUUUUGGAGGGUUGCAGGCUUUUGUUCAGUCGGGUUUUUCCCGUUGAGUCUCAGGCUGAAAAGCAACACUAUUGGAAAUUGGCGGUGCAGUUGGGGGCUACAUGCUCAACAGAACCGGGCCCAUCGAUAACACAUGUGGUUUCCUGGGACUCUGGAACAGAAAAAUCUCGCUGGGCAAUCCAGGAGAAGAAGUUCUUGGUCAAUCCAAGGUGGAUCGAUGCUGCUCGCUAUUUGUGGCAAAAGCAACCUGAAGAACAGUAUCCCGUUACUCACUCGAAGAGCUAAAAGGGAGAGCUCUUCUAUGUUGUUGAAAUUUGUAGUACCAGCUGAGAGAUUUGAGAACAUGGAUAUGAAUGUUGACAGAUGCCGCGGUUAUUUUGACAAUGGAUUGAUUGACACAGUUGACAGUUUGACCAUCUAUUUUUUGACCCACUAAUGAAUCUAGCUGAUGUUACUGCAGAAAGUGGACAUAUUAAGCAGAGUAGGAAAGAUUUACUGUUUAGAAGGAAAGUUUUAAUCGCAUUGUAAACAGAGUAAUAGAAAUCGAUUUGUAAAUAGAGUUCUGUGCUGAUACUCCUCGAGCAGCUGUGUCUGGUUAUCUUUUCCUCUCUAAUUGUGAUCAGCAGAAUGUCUGAGCUAACUAUAAAAUUGACCAAAUGACAGAAAACAAACAGAUAAAUGGUCCAUGAGUCAUG